AUGUACAGAGUGUAUCAGUUAAUGAAUCGAGUCAUCGACAUCAGAUUCAAUGAAAGAACGAACCAGUCUGCAAUUACAGAGUUCAUUCUAGUUGGCCUAACCGAUUCCCUUGAACAACAGAUCCUUCUUUUUUGGGUAUUCACAUUAAUUUAUAGUGUGGCCAUGGCUGGUAAUUGCCUUCUUAUAGUAACUAUAGCCAGUUGCAAGAAACUCCACACACCCAUGUAUUUCCUGCUCACCAACUUGUCCUUACUGAAUAUGUUCUCGAUCUCUGUGACUACUCCCAAACUUCUCCAGACUCUAUCAACCCACACAAAGACCAUCUCUUUUUAUGGCUGUGUCGCACAAGCCUACUUCUUUAUAUUUGCUUUGGGCUCAGAACUUCUGCUUCUCUCCAUUAUGGCUUUUGACCGCUACGCUGCUAUCUGCCACCCCUUGCAGUACGCAAGCAUCAUGAGGAAGGAAGUGUGUAUAGGGAUGGCAGCAGGAAGGGUCAUCGGGAUGGUCUAUUCAGCCCUUCAUACUGGAUUUAUGCUGCAGCUCUCCUUUUGCAGUUCCAACAUCGUCAAUCAUUUCUUCUGCGACCUGCUCCCACUUUUAAAGCUUUCCUGUUCAGACACCAGCCGAAACGAGGCUCUAAUUUUCGUGGCUGAUGUUUUCUUUGGGAUGGGUAGCUGUGGGUUAACUCUAACAUCGUAUUUUUUUAUCCUGAGAGCGAUCUUCCAAAUCCGCUCCAAUGAAGGGAAGAAGAAAGCCUUCUCUACCUGCUCUUCCCACCUCUUGGUUGUCAGUUUUUACUUUUCUGCUGUCAUCUACACGUAUAUCCGGCCUAGUUCAGUCUCCUCUAUAGAUAAUGACAAGCUAGUUUCUCUCCUAUAUUCAGUGGUGACCCCAGUUGUCAACCCCAUCAUAUAUUCCUUGAGAAACAAAGAGGUUAAAGAGGCACUCAAAGCACUUACCAGAAGGGGCAGGCUAAUUCAGGGAUCCCAAAGCUGA
Gekko japonicus is the source of this 996-nucleotide messenger RNA. RefSeq names its product olfactory receptor 5F1-like. NCBI's taxonomy places the organism in Eukaryota, Metazoa, Chordata, Lepidosauria, Squamata, Gekkonidae. Gene Ontology annotation, cellular component: membrane. The transcript has 2 exons. The record is from RefSeq and is a predicted model, not a curated record. Gene Ontology annotation, molecular function: G protein-coupled receptor activity; olfactory receptor activity. The coding region runs from base 1 to 996 and encodes 331 amino acids. Gene Ontology annotation, biological process: G protein-coupled receptor signaling pathway.